GAGGGCGCGAGGGUGUGUCGCGCGAGUAGCUGAGGCCGCCCGACGAUCCGCCCGCCGCCGCCGCCGCCCGUUCAUCCGUCCUCGGUACCGGCCGCUCGGUGAAUGCGUGACACUCAGCUGAUUUGACUGCUGUUUCUUAGUCCUAAAACAACAAUGAGGUAAAUGAUCAGAGGCCAAAAGUAAGCACUGCAAGAAAAUUACAUAACUUCCUGAUGCUGGUCAACUCUUUCAGUGAAGAUUUUACUUAAACUUCUAAUCAGCAUGUCUCAUGAGCAAAAGUACUUGGCUAAUGCCAAUCUGCCAAAAGAUGCAGACCAGCUUUCCCGAGCAAUAACUUCCAACAUUCAGAAAAUUGGACAGCAUUCUACAGAAAUCCAAAGGAUUUUAAACCAACUUGGAAAACCUCAGGAUAAUAUAGAACUUCGACAUGAGCUUCAGCAGAAGCAACAGUUAGUCAAUCAUCUGGCUAAAGAAACUGAGAAGUACAUAAAGGAAUUCGGAUCAUUAGCAGCUGUAAGUGAACAGCGACAAAGAAAGCUACAGAAAGAUCGUUUAGUUGCUGAAUUCACCACAGCAUUGACUAAUUUCCAAAGAAUCCAAAGAGAGGUUGCAGAAAAGGAAAAAGAAUUUGUAGCAAGAGUACGUGCUGGUUCACAUCUAUCUACAGGUGCACCUGAUGGCCAAAAAGGAGAAAUUCUGCUGUCUCUUGAAAGUCCGAAUCAGUUUCAAGAUCAGGUAGAAGAUGGGAUUACAGAAGAAGACCUGGAGCUCAUUAAAGACAGAGAGAAUGCUAUUAAGCAACUGGAGUCUGAUAUCCUGGAUAUUAAUGAAAUAUUCAAAGACUUGGGAAUGAUGAUUCAUGAACAAGGAGACCUAGUUGACAGCAUAGAAGCCAAUGUAGAAACUGCUGAAGUACACGUUCAACAAGCAAACCAGCAACUGAGUAGGGCAGCGGAAUAUCAACGCAAAUCUCGUAAGAAAAUAUGCAUCUUAAUCAUCGUAUUGCUAAUCCUUGCUGUGGUGGUGGGACUCAUUAUCUGGGCAGCAGUGAAGAAAUGAAGUCAGAAGAUCAAGCAUAGCCAUUGCACUCAAAUGCUGGUUAGCAUUAAACAUCAGAGUUUAUUAUUUACUGAUGGCAAAUACUUUAUUCAAAUGCAUUUAAGAAUUAAAUAUUCGAAGUGUGCUUUCUAGCAAUGUAAUCAGAACUAUUUUGUAAUUGAAACUGCCAUGCUUCAUUAAUUUGGAUGCCACUGUUUAAGUAGUAUACAAUGUUAUAUCUCUGAUGCUCAGGCUAGAACAUUGUAUGGAAUUUUUGUUUGAUCUGCCAGGUUGCCAUAAUUUAACUGCUAGGAUCUGCUGACUAUUGUAGAUUUAUUUUAGUUUGACCUCAUUAAUGGGCAAAAGGCAUUCCGUUAGGCAUAAGAGUACUUGGACCAAUGCCGAAAUGGACUCUUCAGUUUUCCAUAAAAUGAUGCCACUUUAAUUUUCUCUGUUUUGCUCAUCGACAGCUUUGAUUUUAUGGCUGUCCAAAUGAAUUAUUAAAUGAAGUAAUAAUGCACCUAGUCUUUA
Messenger RNA from Pristis pectinata (smalltooth sawfish), 1569 nucleotides. Its product is annotated as syntaxin-7-like. Lineage: Eukaryota; Metazoa; Chordata; Chondrichthyes; Rhinopristiformes; Pristidae. Gene Ontology annotation, cellular component: synaptic vesicle; SNARE complex; membrane. The record is from RefSeq and is a predicted model, not a curated record. Gene Ontology annotation, molecular function: SNARE binding; SNAP receptor activity. Gene Ontology annotation, biological process: vesicle-mediated transport; vesicle fusion; intracellular protein transport.